Podarcis muralis (Common wall lizard) is the source of this 1867-nucleotide messenger RNA. Its product is annotated as keratin, type I cytoskeletal 14-like. Gene Ontology annotation, biological process: epithelial cell differentiation; intermediate filament organization. The record is from RefSeq and is a predicted model, not a curated record. NCBI's taxonomy places the organism in Eukaryota, Metazoa, Chordata, Lepidosauria, Squamata, Lacertidae. Gene Ontology annotation, molecular function: structural molecule activity. Gene Ontology annotation, cellular component: keratin filament; cytoskeleton.
UGUUUUCUGAAUCACACUACCUGGGAACAGAAGGGGAAACACAAAACCGCCCUUUGUAGGGCAAGGUGUAUCUGCUGGAAUGUGACACACGCAUGAAUAGACCUGGGGAGACAAACGAUGAGCGUGGAUGUUGGCUUUUGAUGUCUGUGAUGACGAAAGCCCUGGGGAAUGCAAAGCAGAGAGAAGAAGGGCUUUUCCAAAGCAACGCCCCCCUCCAACCUUGGAGAUAAAAGGAGCAUGGGGCAUGAGAGAGCCGUUAGUUCCCUCGGCCGUUUAGAAAGCAGCAAGAACAUCUCUCUGGGCUUGAGUGUCUCCAUUUCCUGGCAGCCAUGACCACCACCUUCAGGCAAUACACCUCUUCCUCCUCGAUGAAGGGGCCUUCCUUUGCUGGGGGUUCCUCCCGGCUUUCCUCUGUCCAUAUGGGUGGAGGAUACAGAGCCCCGAGCAUCCAUGGCGGAGCUGGUGGCGUCUCCAUCUCUUCCUCUCGCUAUGUCUCUGGGGUAGGCAGUGCCCUUGGUGGUGGCUAUGGGGGCAGCUUCUGCAGCAGCAGCGGCCUUGGUGGUGGGUUUGGUGGUGGGUUUGGUGGAGGCUACGGUGGAGGCUAUGGUGGAAGCUUUGUUGCUGGUGGUGGCGAAGGCCUUCUGGCCGGGGGUGAGAAGGAGACCAUGCAGAACCUGAACGACCGCCUGGCUAACUACCUGGACAAGGUGCGGGCGCUGGAGGAAGCCAACACCGAGCUGGAGUUUAAGAUCAAGGAGUGGUACAAGAAGCAAGCACCUGGUCCAGACCGUGACUACAGCCCAUAUUUCAAGACCAUUGAGGAUCUGCGGAGCAAGAUUCUUGCUGCCAGUGUUCAGAAUGCCAGCAUCCUCCUGCAGAUUGACAAUGCGAAGUUGACUGCUGAUGACUUCAGAACCAAGUUUGAGACAGAGCAGGCCCUGCGCAUGAGUGUUGAGUCUGACAUCAAUGGUCUGCGCAGAGUCUUGGAUGAUCUCACACUGUCCAGAUCUGAUCUGGAAAUGCAGCUGGAAAAUCUAAAGGAGGAAUUGGCUUAUCUGCACAAGAACCAUGAGGAGGAAAUGACUGUCCUCCGAAGCCAAAUCCGUGGUGAGAUCUCUGUGGAAAUGGAUGCUGCUCCUGGGGUGGAUCUGACCAAGAUCCUGGCGGACAUGCGUGAGCAGUACGAGACAUUGGCAGAGCAGAACCGGAAGGAUGCUGAGCAGUGGUUCUUCAGCAAGACUGAAGAGCUGAACCGCGAAGUUGCCAUGAACACGGAGCAGCUGCACAGCGGCAAGUCAGAAAUCACAGAACUGAGACGAACCCUCCAAGGCCUGGAAAUAGAGCUGCAGUCCCAGCUUAGCACGAAAGCAGCACUGGAAGGCAGCUUGGCAGAGACGGAGUCCCGCUACGGAGCCCAGCUCGCCCAGAGCCAGGUUAUGAUCACCAGCGUGGAGGAGCAGCUGGCUGAGCUGAGGUGCGACAUGGAGCGCCAGAACCACGAAUACAAGAUCCUCCUUGAUACCAAGACCCGCCUGGAACAGGAGAUCGCCACCUACCGCCGCCUGCUGGAGGGAGAGGAAGCCCACAUUUCUUCCCAGUAUUCGUCAGCAAUUUCUAGCGGACCCUCAACCACCCGCCAAGUCCGCACAAUUGUCGAGGAGGUACAAGACGGAAAAGUGAUCUCAUCUCGUGAACAGGUCCACGUCUCUGGCCGUUAAGUCUGCACCUUGAACACAUCAGCCUUUCCUUGUCAUUUGAGAUACUGCUCUGAUUUUUCCUUUCCUGCUUGUCUUCUUACCAGCCGCAAUUUGAGUUCUUGUACGGCUGCAUACCCAAGGCUCUAAUAAAGUGUGUUCAUUCCAGCAAA